UCAUUUCCACAAACUCCCUCCACUUCCAAGCUUUCAUCCCACAAAAGAAACCAGCAAAAGCUAGCAGAUAACCAUCAUCGUUUCCACCUUCAUAUUAAAAAAGAAAGGAAAUUAACAUGGCUAGGAAGCAAAAUGAUGCGGAAUCUUUGCAGUCCGCUGACGAGCUGAAACGCCAGAAGAGAAUCAAAUUAGGCAUGUACAUUGGUAUCUUCAUUAUGUUUCAGAUCAUGGUUAUAACGGUGAUGAGUCUUACUGUGAUGAAAGUUAAGACCCCCAAUGUCAGGCUAGGCAACAUUAACAUCCAAGAGGUCAACUCCAUCCUGGCAUCACCUUCAUUUGACAUUAAGUUCACAACCCAAAUCAGAGUCAAGAACACAAAUUUUGGUCCAUACAAGUAUGAUGCUGGCAUUGUCACGUUUUUGUACCAAGGUGCAACUGUCGGGCAAGUUUCUAUUCCAAAGAGCAAGGCUGGAAUGCUUUCCACCAAAAAAAUUGACGCCGAGGUGAGCUUGAGUUCAAGUGCAUUGAGCAGUUCCAAUCUUGGCAGUGAAUUGAGCAGCGGGGUCUUGACCCUCAACAGCGCGGCUAAGUUGACUGGAAAGGUUGAACUUAUGUUUAUAAUGAAGAAGAAGAAGUCUUCGACCAUGGACUGCACCAUUGCUUUUGAUUUGUCAUCAAAGAUGCUCAGAAGUUUGCAAUGCAAGUGAUUAGAAAAACUAAGUAGCUUGGUGCAGGAGGGUGGAGUUGAACUGCAUUAUUUCUGUAACAUCUUUAGGAUUCAAAUUGCGAGUGAACAAGUUGAUUUGUUAUUCUUUAUGCGACCCUUGAAUUUGUAUUUUAUACAAUAUUCUUUUAUUAAUUUUUUAAGCAUUUAUGUCA
Molecule: messenger RNA, 879 nt
Organism: Pyrus x bretschneideri (Chinese white pear)
Lineage: Eukaryota; Viridiplantae; Streptophyta; Magnoliopsida; Rosales; Rosaceae
Exons: 1
Coding region: 117-707 (196 amino acids)
Source: RefSeq, a predicted model, not a curated record